UUCAUAGCGCAAAGCGCAGAGAGAUCUGACAACGACCCAUUGAGGGUCAUGUUCCGUGACGUCAGAAUGAACUUUAUUAUUUGCAUGAAAGAUAAAUUUAUUAACCAAUCACAAUACUCGUUACGAAGUUGGUUGUAACAUUGUUUCAAAAUGGCGUCGAAAGAAGAAGUAUCAGCUGCGUUUGAAGAAAUUAAAGAAAAUUUUGGUUUAGAUGAACUAAAAAGCGAGCAAUUAGACAUCCUGACAUCGAUUAUUAGGAACGAAGAUUGUGUAGGCGUGUUACCGACAGGAUAUGGCAAGUCUUUACCAUACCAGGUAGCGAAGGGUGUUGCGAACAAGUUGGGAAAAGAAUUCCAUAAGAUCAUCGUAUGCUCCCCGCUCAUUUCCCUGAUGCAGGACCAGGUGGCUCGCUUACAGAAAUUUGGAAAUGGUCUUAAAGUUAUGUAUAAAGGUCAAAAGGAUUAUUGUGCAGUGGAGGAAUGUGACAUCAUAUUUUCUUCACCAGAGCAUCUUGUUGGGAAUGAUGAUUGGAGAGGAUCCUUAUCGAAGCUAAAGGUCUCCUUAAUAGUAGUUGAUGAGUUCCAUACAGUUUCUACAUGGGGAGAACUUUCCAAAAAUGAACAUGAAAAGGUAUUUAGGCGCUGGUUUCGUUACCUUGGAGAAGUAAGAAGCCUCUUUCCGGAAGCUUCCAUGCUUGCUCUCAGUGCAACUUGUACAGAUGAAAUUCUCAAGGAAGUGCUUCAAGCUUUAAGUAUGGAGGGUGCAAAACACAUAAUUGUUUCUCCAGAUAAGGGUAACAUCAAGUACAGUGUUUUCAGAACAGGUAGAACCAUGGAACCAUCUUUAUUUUGGCUUAUAGAUGAGUUGCAUGAAAAUUUUGAACGUUUUCCUCGAACAUUAAUAUAUUGUAACAGCAUUCAAGAUGUCGCAAGAGUAUUUACUUAUUUUAAAAAGGAACUACCAGAUUGCAGUGUUAUAGAAAUGUUUCAUUCUGAAACCAGUGAUAAGAAAAAAAUGGAAAUAGUGACUGAUCUCAGUUCAUCUGAAGGUGUUCUUAAAGUAGUUGUUUGUACCAGUGCUCUUGGUAUGGGGGUUGAUAUAAAGAACUGUCAAAACAUAAUAUUAUAUGGACCACCUAGAAAUGUUGUAGAUCUUGUGCAGAUUGUAGGUCGAGCGGGUCGUGAUGGUUGUAAUGCCAGUGCUUUGUUAUUAUGUAGUUCCUACCAAAUAGGACAUGUUGAUAAAAAUAUGAAAGGAAUUAUUAAUGAUGAUGCAUGUCGUAGAAAAAAUAUUAUGAAACAUUUUAUGUAUGCUGAGGUAAUGUUUGAUCAGGAAUUGCAUAGAUGUUGUGAUAAUUGUGCUCAGAAAUGUUUAUGUAAAAAAUGUGAAAUGCCAUAUUUAGAAAGUUUAUAUAUAGAUAGCCACACUUUAAACACAAAUUCACCAGAUGAGAAUUCAGAAUCAGAUAGUGACUAAUAUAUACAUGUAUGUAUAAACCAAUUGUUGAUAUAUUUGUUAAGAUAGUUGUUUGUAAAGGUUUUCUUUAAAUGAUGGUUGACAUCCAGAACUGUCAAAAUGUUAUAUCAAUACGACCACUUUAAUUUUGUGCAAAAUUUGUUUAAGCAUGUUGUGAUGGAAGUAACAUGAAUAAUGGCAAUGCUUUGAUAUUAUAAUGUUGUCAUACUAAAUAUGUUGAUAAAAAGACAAAAGAAAUUAUUGAUGUGGAGAUGUAAAUCUUGUGCAAAUUGUUGGUUAAGCAUGUUAUAAUGGAUAUAAAUCCAAUUCAUGCUAAUGAUUUCUUGUUGUGUUGUUUGAACUAAAUAUGACAUUGAUGAAAGAACGAGAUGCAUAUUGUAGAUGAUGUUGAAAAUUUUCCAAAUGCAGAGAUUAUGUUUUACCAAGAACUGCGGAGAUGUUUUGAUAAUUGUGCACAAAAAUAAGCAUGUAAAAUAUGAGAAGUGCCAGAUUCAAAAUUUAAUUAAUGUAUAGUAUACUUUUUUUUUCAGGAAGUGACAAUCCACCUUCAUUUUUUUUAUACUCUCUGACAAAAAAAAUUUGGCAAAUGUAUACAUAUAUAUGAGA
This is a messenger RNA of Saccostrea echinata, 2082 nucleotides long. RefSeq names its product ATP-dependent DNA helicase RecQ-like. Bases 151 to 1476 code for a protein of 441 amino acids. Gene Ontology annotation, biological process: telomere maintenance; double-strand break repair via homologous recombination. The record is from RefSeq and is a predicted model, not a curated record. Gene Ontology annotation, molecular function: four-way junction helicase activity; nucleic acid binding; ATP binding. Gene Ontology annotation, cellular component: nucleoplasm; chromosome; cytoplasm. NCBI's taxonomy places the organism in Eukaryota, Metazoa, Mollusca, Bivalvia, Ostreida, Ostreidae. The transcript has 3 exons.